CAAAGGACGAUGGAUUGGGUCAUUUCCGGACUCGACAAACAAUGCCGUAGAUAAUGCACAUUGAGAACACACAUGCCUUCUUCGUGUGACUUGUGACGUUCCAACCUCCGGAAGCAGCACUCGCGAAGUUAAGGGUGCUUUAAACAUGGCUAUGAAUCGUGCGAGGGUAGAUAUAAGAAAAGCUUUGUUCUUGAUCAUAGUCAUUGUGUUGGUGGCCCGUCGACUGCAUCUAUAGAGGGAGCCGCUUGGUAUCCGCUUCUCCCCCAGCUUGGGAUCUCAAAACUUUCGAGAGAUGGCAGAGAUCGCCACGGUACUUAUCACGGUGGACCUGCACUGCUGCACCUGCUCCAAGAAGAUCAAGAAAGCACUGUGCAAGCUCCAAGACCGGUUCAACAUCCAAUCAAUCGUCUACGACGAGAAGAACAACACCGUCACAGUAUCCGGCCCCUUCAACCCUGACUGCUUCAUCAAGAAGAUUCGCUGCCUCGCCUGCAAGGUGAUCAUAUGUGUCCAGAUCAAGCAGAAGCAGAAACCCGUAACUCCGCCACCGCCACCGCCACCGCCACCGCCACCGCCACCGCCGCCUAAGGUGGAUGUGAAUUUAGGCGUGUGUGUUUACCCGGGGUGGCCCAACUGCUGGGUCUACGACGGCGUCUGCGACGGCCUCCCGCCGUCCGCCUUCUGCCGUCCCUGUCGCGACGGCUACAAUAUCAUCGUCGAGCAGGAGCCUUGUCAGUCCUGCUCUAUUAUGUAAUUUCCUAUACGUAUAGUUAUUCUCGUUGCAAGAUGUUAUUGGAUAACAGUAAUAGUUAACGGAUAAGAAGGUGGACUGAGGUAAACGUCAUGUGACUUCCUCUGUCAGUAAUGUACGUAAUAUAAUAUGUCAUGAUAUAUGUUUAUGCUGUUAUAUCUCA
This is a messenger RNA of Musa acuminata AAA Group (dessert banana), 914 nucleotides long. RefSeq names its product protein PYRICULARIA ORYZAE RESISTANCE 21-like. The transcript has 3 exons. Gene Ontology annotation, molecular function: metal ion binding. NCBI's taxonomy places the organism in Eukaryota, Viridiplantae, Streptophyta, Magnoliopsida, Zingiberales, Musaceae. The coding region runs from base 293 to 754 and encodes 153 amino acids. The record is from RefSeq and is a predicted model, not a curated record. Gene Ontology annotation, biological process: regulation of defense response to fungus.